CGACUUACGGCGGCUCUUGUUUGGCACGGUCAUUUUGAAUUCCUCAAAGUUGUGUGUUAAAUUUAUCCUAACUAGGCUUUGUUGUCAUCGAGUUAAUUAGAGUCGUGCCAAACGUUCAUGCCAUCGUCUAAAUUUUCGUCUCAAUUAUAGUAACACUAUUUAUUUAAAUCAUUUACUACCCAAUCCACAAAAAUAAAAUUUAUGGGUCAAUUAUUCAGCUGACUACCUAAUUUGAUUAUAUCUAAUCCAUUAAUUAGUUGGUGCCGUUUUUUACGUUUCUUUUCCCUUCGAAAGUAAACUUUAGCAGAGGCAUCUUAGUUUGGUCCACUUUCACAUUUCACAGCUCAUUUCUUCGAUUCUUAAUUCCGAUUCAAUUUCCUUCCACGAAAAGUCUUCAACAAAUUCCGUUUCUGCAAUUCUUACCUUCAUACAACGAUCAACUCAUUGAUCUACAUCGUUCGACCCAAGAUUUUUUUGAUUUUAUACGUUUUUUUUUUUGUUGUGGCUGAUGGCGGUGUCGGACGAGGCUUUUCCGGCGAGGAAACGGCGGCCAUCGUUAGGGGCGUUUGUGUCGCCGAAUUUGUCCGAUCAAAAGCUUCUGCAGUCGCUGUUUGUUCUAUCGCAAGAGGUUUCUUCGCUGCAGCCGCUGCGAAUUCUUCUGAAGAAAAAUUCUAGUUCGAUUAUCAGAAAAUCGAGGCUGAUUUCGGUCCUUUUUGAGGAACUUGUUCGGAAUCCGGUGAAUGUUUCUCCGCCGUCUGCGGCGCUGUGCUAUGAGGAAUUGUACAUAGUUUUGCAGAGAAUGAAGGUAUUACUGGAAGACUGUUCCACCUGUAGCAGAAUGUGGCUUUUGAUGCAAAUUCCGUCGAUUUCGAGCUCUUUCCAUCAUUUGAUCAUCGAAUUGUCGACGCUUCUGGAUAUAUUCCCCGCGCGAGAGCUCAAUUUGAGCGAAGAUGUUGACGAAUUGCUCAAUUUGAUUAAGAAGCAGUGCUCGGAUACGGCCGCGGAUUCCGUCGACGCCGGCGACGAGAAUCUGAGAGCGGAGGUUCUGAAAAUGCUGGAGAAUAUCAAACGAGAAAUCGUUCCCGAUCACUCGAAGCUGCGGGAGAUUUUCGAGCGAUUGAAUUUGUGCGACUCGGCGAGCUGCAGCAACGAAAUCGAGAACCUCGAAGACGAAGUCCAGAAUCAGGACGACGACAAAUCCAAGGCGGACGUAAUCGCGCUGAUCGGACUCGUGCGCUACGCGAAAUGCGUGCUGCACGGCGCCUCGACGCCGCGAAUCGCCACCAGGCGGCAGAAAUCGGCGGCGGAGGCGAACAUCCCGGCGGACUUCCGGUGCCCGAUAACUCUCGAUUUGAUGCGCGAUCCUGUGGUGGUCUCCACGGGACAAACAUACGACCGCUCCUCGAUAGUCCUGUGGAUCGAAUCGGGUCACGCCACGUGUCCGAAGACAGGUCAGAGCCUGGCCCACACGCAGCUUAUCCCCAAUCUGGCGUUGAAAAACUUGAUUGCUAUGUGGUGCCGCGAGCAGAGGAUCCCCUUCGAGUCAACCGAAGUUAACGUCAAACCAAACGGCGGCGCUUUCAACAAGACGGCGUUGGAAGCGAUUAAGAUGACCGUUUCCUUCCUCGUCAACAAGCUGACGGCAUCGUCGCAGACGGCGGAGGUGAUCGACCGCUUGGUCUACGAGCUUCGCGUCUUGGCGAAGACGGAUUCCGACAGCCGGACUUGCAUCGCCGACGCCGGAGCGCUGCCGUUGCUGGUCAAGUUCUUAGCUUCGGAGAAUCCGAGCCUCCAAAUUAACGCCGUUACAACCAUUUUAAACCUUUCCAUCCUCGAAGCGAACAAGGCGAGGAUAAUGGAGACGGACGGCGUCCUCAACGGCGUCAUCGAGGUGUUGAGGUCCGGCGCCACGUGGGAGGCGAAGGGGAAUGCAGCGGCCACCGUGUUUAGCCUGACGGGCGUGCACGGGUACCGGAAGAAGCUCGGGAGGAAGACACGCGUCGUGAAGGCGUUGCUUGAUUUGGCGAGGGAGGGCCCCACGAAUCCGAGGAGGGAUGCCAUGGUGGCGAUCCUGAAUUUGGCCGGGGAUAGGGAGGCGGUGGCCAAGCUGGUGGAGGGAGGGGUGGUGGACAUGGUCGGGGAGGUGAUGGAGUCGAUGGUGGAGGAGGCGGUGGCGGUUCUCGAAUUGGUGGUGAAGCGCGGCGGGUUGAUGGCGAUCUCGGCCGCUUAUCAUGGGGACAUGAUGAAGAAAUUGACGGCGGUGCUGAGAGACGGUUCAGAUAGAGCGAGGGAGAGCGCGGCGGCGACGCUGGUGAACAUGUGCCGGAAAGGGGGGUCCGACAUGGUGGCAGAGCUGGCGGCGAUAAACGGGAUUGAGAGGGUGGUUUGGGAAAUAAUGGGGGCGGGGACCGGGAGAGCGCGGAGGAAGGCGGCGACUUUGUUAAGGAUUUUGAGGAGAUGGGCGGCGGGAUUAAUUGGAGAGCAUUUCAGCACUCAGCAUUCGGCUACAGCUCUGGAUAUCUCCACCAGGAUUGUACUGCCCGCAUAAAUGUUUGUACCUUAUUUUUUCACAUUAUUUUUUUUUGUGUAUUAUUGUUUUUUUUUUUCAUAGAUUUAUUUGUUCCAUCCAAAUUCAUUUACACAAAUAUAAAUAUUUUUUUUCUCUUUUGUUUGAUGUAAUUAGGUUAAGUAGCCUGAAAUGGCUAAUUUGUGAAUUAUGUUUCGCCUAGUACUUGUACACUCCUCUAUAUGGAAAUCUAAAUUUGACAAUGAUUAAAAUUCCAAUUUUGAUUGAUAAUAAAUGGCUGAUUUAUUCA
Messenger RNA from Salvia miltiorrhiza (redroot sage), 2816 nucleotides. RefSeq names its product U-box domain-containing protein 16. Gene Ontology annotation, molecular function: protein binding; ubiquitin-protein transferase activity. Bases 509 to 2548 code for a protein of 679 amino acids. NCBI's taxonomy places the organism in Eukaryota, Viridiplantae, Streptophyta, Magnoliopsida, Lamiales, Lamiaceae. The record is from RefSeq and is a predicted model, not a curated record. The transcript has a single exon. Gene Ontology annotation, biological process: protein ubiquitination. Gene Ontology annotation, cellular component: nucleus; cytoplasm.